Molecule: messenger RNA, 1422 nt
Organism: Mycosarcoma maydis (corn smut)
Lineage: Eukaryota; Fungi; Basidiomycota; Ustilaginomycetes; Ustilaginales
Exons: 1
Coding region: 1-1422 (473 amino acids)
Biological process (GO): regulation of glucose metabolic process; protein phosphorylation
Cellular component (GO): mitochondrion
Molecular function (GO): pyruvate dehydrogenase (acetyl-transferring) kinase activity
Source: RefSeq, a predicted model, not a curated record
AUGAGCUACCAAAUCCCACAAAAGCUGUGGUCACAGCUACACCACUUUGCGAGCUUCCCCCAGACAGGCAUCUCGCUGCGGCAAAUGGUGCAGUUCGGUCGCAAUCCGAAUCCAGGCACGAUUCUCCAAGCAGGCAGCUUUCUGGCGGAAGAAUUGCCGAUUCGACUUGCACAUCGUGUCAAAGAGCUCGACGAAUUGCCGCAUGACCUGUCCAAGAUGCCUUCGAUCGUCAAGGUAAAGAAUUGGUAUGCUCAGUCGUUUGAAGAGCUUGUCAACUUUCCCAAGCCACGGCUCUCUGAAUCGGUGCAGAAGCUGCUACAGAAUGCGUCGAAAAACGCAGAGCCGCUCCCAGAAUCCAAGCCGAACCCGAGCUUGCUAGAAUCGGCCACCAUCACGGACAGCGACGCCGGCCUCGCCAAGGCGCUCGUUCCGAGAAACGGCAACGGCUCAAGAUCACGCGCGCUUCUGGAGCAUCGAUACUAUGCAAACUUGCCUGAUCAUCAAUGGCCUAGUGAAAUCGAGCAAUACAACGAAGAUUUCACAAAGGCGCUUGAAAAGAUCAAAAAGAGACACGACGCCGUUGUCACGACGAUCGCGCAGGGCGUGCUGGAAUACAAGCGUUCCAGAAAGCGCAACACGCUUCAGGCCGACGUGCAAUCGUUCUUGGACCGCUUCUACCUCUCUCGUAUUGGCAUUCGCAUCUUGAUUGGUCAGCAUAUCGCGCUCAGUCGUUCAUCACAACGUCCUUCUUCGAAGCUCAUCGGAAGCGGCAGCAGUAGCAGCAGCGGCGACUAUUCGCUCUCGGACCAGGUGGCGCGUGUCAAGGUGGAUGGCAACCAGGAGCAUGAGCAGUACGUCGGUAUCAUCUGCACCAACACCAACGUGGGAGCCAUGGCGCACGAGGCCAUCGAGAACGCGCGUUUUGUCUGCGAGGAGCACUACGGGCUGUUCAAAGGUCCCCCCGUCCAGCUCGUCUGUCCGCCAGAUCUGACGUUCAUGUAUGUGCCGAGCCACUUGAACCACAUGCUAUUCGAGCUGCUCAAGAACUCGCUUCGAGCUGUGGUGGAGCGGUACGGCGUCGAUCAGGAGGACAACUUUCCGCCUAUCAAGGUGAUUGUGGUCGAGGGCAAAGAGGACAUCACGAUCAAGAUUAGCGACGAGGGUGGAGGAAUCCCACGUAGUGAGAUGCCGUUGGUGUGGACCUACAUGUACACGACGGCUCAGUCGGAAGACUUGGAUCCCGAGUUCAACGCUUCCGACUUUAAAGCGCCCAUGGCUGGAUUUGGAUACGGUCUGCCACUGGCGAGGCUGUAUGCGCGCUACUUUGGCGGCGAUCUCAAGCUGAUCUCGAUGGAAGGGUACGGUACAGACGUAUACGUGCAUCUGAACCGACUGUCUUCGAGCAGCGAGCCGCUUCCGUAG